This is a messenger RNA of Thecamonas trahens ATCC 50062, 279 nucleotides long. RefSeq names its product cell division control protein 42. The transcript has a single exon. NCBI's taxonomy places the organism in Eukaryota, Apusomonadida, Apusomonadidae. The record is from RefSeq and is a predicted model, not a curated record. Gene Ontology annotation, biological process: small GTPase-mediated signal transduction. The coding region runs from base 13 to 279 and encodes 88 amino acids. Gene Ontology annotation, molecular function: GTP binding; GTPase activity.
GCCCAUACUAGCAUGCAGACCAUUAAGUGUGUCGUGGUCGGUGACGGAGCCGUCGGAAAGACCUGCGACUCGGCUACCCUGGAGAAGCUGCGCAACGGCGGUCAGUCGCCGAUCACCCGUGAGAUGGGCGAGAAGAUGGCCAAGGAGACUCGUGCCUCCAAGUACCUCGAGUGUUCGGCCCUGACCCAGGAAGGCCUCAAGACCACCUUUGACGAGGCCAUCAUGGCUGCGCUCCUCCCGCCGGUCACCACCAAGGAGAAGAAGUGCGCUUUGCUGUGA